CGUCUAUCUCACGAAAAAGUCACAUCGGAGGUAUGCACCAAAAGGGGUCCCGACCAAAGCUCAAAUGUUUUCUUGCAUAAAUGAAAAAUGGCUAUUUCAGCAAUAAGAACCGCAGCGAGUCAAUCUUGUUCGGCGAGACACUGAUUAGAGAAAAAUCAUCGGCAGAGCAUCAAUUAGUGGAAAACGACCACACGCUUUGUAAAGCCGUUGAAGUUUCGUUAGCAGUGAGAAGACAAACCCAACCCAAAGAAGGUGAAGUAUGCCCAAAUCAACGUAGCAGCCUUUGGAUUUCAGAUCACUUGCAAGGCCGCUCUGGGAUAGAUUUACGUCACACGAACACGAGAGACUAGCCUUUCUAGCCCCGUUGUCACUCGAAACUUCCCAUCAAGGGGUAUUGUAUUCAUCGGAAGAAACAAAGCAAAGCCAAGCAUUGAUUGCAUUAACGACAUAUACAUCGGAGUAACAAGUUCAUCGUCACCAAAAGCAACAGUCACCUCGUCUCUGACGGCUAGAUUGCCAGGAUCAAUACAAUUGUACAAUCAUUCGAGCAAACUUAAAGCAUCGACGAACUUUUUUAUCGAACCAAUUUGCAACACACGGAGCAAUUGAAGAAGCUGCGUCGUGAAAAACUUAGCUGCUGCUCAAAUCGAGUCUCUCCCGCUGGACGGAUCCAGCUUUCGGGCAGCAGCACUUUCGAAGCAGCAAUCGCAACCAGGUGCAAAUUGGCGUAUUCAUCCUUCUCGGUAAACCAAUCAACCAAAUAACGAAACACGUCUUCUGCCAUUGAACGAACCAAUGGAAGAACAUCCACCGCAAGCACAUUUAAAGCUCAAUAACGGCGACCUUUGGCUCCCUGUAACUGUGACGAUGGACGACGAUGUUGCCAUCAAUAAUCCUCAAAACAAGAAUGGCACUGAAAGCAGCGGAGGCAGUGAUUCGGUCGGGGAACAGCAUCGACAAGCUGCACGCCUGCUCCAAGUUACUAUAAAAGGUAUUGAUACGGAAGAAAAGGAAGUGAUUGGUGGAACAGCUGUUGAUCAGAUUGCCACGGACAACAAUUUUUCCUCUUGUUCACCGGCACCUUCCAUCGGAGGACCGACUUCCACUCCCUCUAUUGCUGCUUCUGCGUCUGAAGAUAAUCCAACAGAAGUUGCGACGAAAGACGAAGAAAAUCUUGAUAAAAAAAUCGAAGAAGAGCGACAGCAGCUAAGCGAGAUCGAUCGCCAACGAGUGGAUUUCGAUAUGCGACGUAUUGGUGGAAAAAUUCAGAAUCAUCACCUUCAAAAAGCCAAUUCGAGCGUGGAUAGCGAAAUAAAAUUGGUGCCACCGCCUUCCGUCGACGUUGCAGCUUUGGCCAUGGAAUCAGACUCCCUUGGCCGUGAGCUCACCCGCUUGCUUGAAGAUCCCGACGAACAGAAGAUCAAUCCACUGUUCAAAUCUAUUGCGAAAGUCCUGUCGUCAGCUGAUUCCAGCAGCUUUUAUGCCAAUUCGAUUGGCUUUCGUGCAAAGCUUUUGCGGGCCGAGCACUAUGAUGUGAAGCGAGCCGCCAGACGCAUGGCCAGUUAUCUCACACUCUUGUGGGAAUCCUUUGGUGAAGAACUCCUGGGGCGCCCUAUUCGCUUGUCCGAUUUGAGUGCCACCGAACGGCAGCUCCAGAGAAAGGGAUAUCAACAAAUCUUUCGUUUUCGGGAUCAAUCCAAGCCCGCACAACAAGGCCAGAGUGGCCCAGGCCAUGAUCACGGUAUAGAUACCGAUGCUGGCCGACGCAUAGCGGGAUCUUUUGAUUUGUGUAGGUGCACCAGCACCGGCGAACCGGCUAUUCAGAACGAAACAUCUAUGGUGCGUGACUUUUGGAUUUUUUCUGCGUGUCCGUUUCAGAUAGUUUGCACGAGUGGAGGAGGGUCUGAUCUCUGUCCCAUAGUAUUUACUUCCUCAUCCGCCUUACCAUUUUUUGUGUCAUUAUUUCGUUCUGUUUUUUCGCUUUAAAUAUUUGUGCGUCAGGUUCGAGUUGCGUUGUAUUUAAUGCAAGUCGCAUCGGACGAUGAAGAAACACAAAAACAGGGGAUUGUCUUCAUCUUUAUGCUAGCACUUCGUGCUGUCUUGGGGAAAUCGGGACCAUUCACAGGAUCCACAUCAUCAGCUAUAAAAUCAACAUCAUUGGGGGCAGCAAUCACAUCAAAACCAUCAUCGCCAUCUGCAUCAUCGUCUACAUCGAUACAACGAACUGAAAGCGAGAAUAUUUUCGCCAACGAUUCGGCUUCAGAUUCUGACCCACAGCUUAAAGAGCAGCAACAAGACAUUUUGGAGUUUGACCCGCAUGAACGGUCCCAUCAACACAAUCACACAUUGACCAGUCUUCGAAUUCUUUCAAAACUAUUUCGUUGCGGCCCGGUGCGGGUUGCAGCAAUCCACGUUUGCUCCCCGAAUCGGCCGGAAUUGGACCUCAUCAAAUCGGAGUUGCUCGAGGCAUUUCAUCCGUUUGAGCGCACCCGGACCAGAUUUCACAAUGGGACGUCGAUGGAAUGUUCUCUAUCUCUCAACAAGGCAGGGAUACCAACAGACCGACUCCCUCUCAAAUACGAUGGGACUAUCAAGACAGAAGAUCACUUGCAAUGGAUUGCAAUACAAGAAGCUAAAGAAUUGGCGUCCAAGCAAAAUCGAUCCUUCAAAAUUGUGGAAUGCCCAUUGAACAUGGAUAUCUUGUCCGGUAAGUUGUUGCCAUUGCAUUUCAAAAAUUUUCUCAUCACCACUACAGUUACGAGUGACUAUUCCUUACUUAUUAUUGAAUUGAAAAUGAACAUUCAUAUUACUCAACAUUAUUCUUACGAUGCUUUCCUCCCGCUAUUACUUUGGCUUUUAUGCGCUUGUUUGUUGCUUCGCUCUAUGUAAAGGCCGGGGACAAUUGGUACGCAGCCAUCCUGGUAAUGUUUCCUUUCGUAAGGAUUUCAUUCGGGCUAGAUCUGCCCGCUAUGACAUGGCUGCCAACCGGGAACAAAAGAAUGCGAUUGCAAACGAAAUCUUGGAAGAUAUUUCAAACCUUCGGCGCCAUUUUUUGAAGCAGCACCAAGGGGCGGGUUACUGGAUGGAACUGGAUUCAAAAACCGCGAAGGAAAAGGUUAUGAUGGCCUUUCGUGAGUUCCGCAAGUCACAGCGUAGUCAGCAGCAGCAACAGCUGGAAAAAAAGCGUCACUUGCAGCAGCAGCAGCAGCAGAGGGCGUCCCCACCGGCCUACCAUGUCCAUCCUUCUCAACCCGCCGUGCCCAUGUCGAUGCGACAACAUUUAUCAUCGCAGUGCCAAGUAAAGAGGACAUCAUCUUCGUUGGCUCAUUCUCAAGCGCAACAGCGUACUACCUCUUCGUCGCUAUCGCAGCAGCAGUCGCCUAAGCAGGACCACGAACACCACCCGAUGAAUUCCCACCAGAUGCCUCCGCAACAGCAACAACAACAAGAUCACGAAUACCACUAUCGAUCCUAUUCCGCUGCUGUCAAUCCUACGGCAGCCGGAGGAGUAGCCGGAGAUGRGACACUUCCAAGGAGCGGUAGCAGCAACAGCAUGCUAUAUCAUUCUCAGGAUCAAAUGGCUGCGCUUCAGCAGCAACAUCAUCCGGUUCCACCGGCGUUGGCCUAUUAUCCUCCUCAUCCCCCGAUUCCGCCCCACCUUCACCAUCCGUAUGGGUAUCCAACCCAUCCACUUCCUCCUCAUUUGCCUCCUCCUCAUCACUUUCCACCUCCCCAUCUUGUCCAUCCCCCACAGGAAACUCCUAGGGUGCGGACGGGUCCAGAUUGGAAGGAGCAAGAUGGCAACAGCAGCACUCCCCCAACGGACAACACCAGCGGAGAUAGGAAUCGGCUAGAAGCGGCAACGGCCAUGGGGUUCAUGGGCGGACCCUCAGCGGCACUCUCGCCGACUCCCGUAACCUACCAUCGCCACCAUCAGCAUCUCGCUGCAAUCUCGACGGAACUAGAGCCCCAUUCAUCGUCCAAGCAAAGUUCUUCUCAGUUUCGGCAGCAACAUCUGUCGCGACAACAAGCACCAGAACAGCGCCGUGGCGGUGCCAACGGUGGAAGUGUUGAAGAUUCUAGUGAACCGCACCAGCCCUACAAACGCUUCCGAACAUCUUGAUAAGGAAUGUUGCGAUGGUAUGUCGUGGCAUGUCAUGGAAACGAUCGAGAAACCCUUUCAAACUGCUGAACACUCUGCACAGGAACGUAAACUCCAACAGUUGGGCAUCUGUGCUGCUCUGGCCAGUCUUACAUCAAACAAAUCUUUCCUUCCUCGCUAUCAAUAAUCAAUAUUUCUACAU
This is a messenger RNA of Pseudo-nitzschia multistriata, 4304 nucleotides long. The record is from the annotation of a GenBank genome assembly. Lineage: Eukaryota; Bacillariophyta; Bacillariophyceae; Bacillariales; Bacillariaceae.